Messenger RNA from Beta vulgaris subsp. vulgaris (sugar beet), 3303 nucleotides. RefSeq lists its product as uncharacterized. The record is from RefSeq and is a predicted model, not a curated record. Gene Ontology annotation, molecular function: RNA-DNA hybrid ribonuclease activity; nucleic acid binding. Lineage: Eukaryota; Viridiplantae; Streptophyta; Magnoliopsida; Caryophyllales; Amaranthaceae. The transcript has 4 exons. Bases 1 to 3303 code for a protein of 1100 amino acids.
AUGAAGAUAAUUGCUUGGAAUGUUAGGGGAGCCUCAAACAAUGCUUUUGUUCCUCAUGCAUGGGACGUGGUUAGAUUUCAUAAUCCUUCAAUCUUCGUUAUUUUUGAAACCAAAGCGGAGGAAUGUCGUGCUAGGCAAGUUUCCAAACUUCUGGGGUUUGAUGACUUUAAGGCUAUGCCUCCUCAUGGGCUAAAAGGUGGAAUUUGGCUCAUGUGGAAACGCAAUAUAGACCUUGUUAGCUGGAGUGAAGUAUCACCGUAUUACUUCCAUUCAUUGUUUAAGUUUAGCCCUAACCAGCCCGAAGUGCUUAUUACGGGUAUGCAUGCCCCUUCUACGGCUAAGGAGAGGCACCAAAUUUGGCGUAAUAUGGAGCAGAAUUUGCCUCCUGACCAGGUGCCUUGGAUGGUUGUGGGUGAUUUGAAUGAAGUAAGGAACCAAGGAGAAAAAUCUGGAGGUAGGGUGUUUCGCCCUUCUCAAUGCAAUGAUCUAAACUCCUUCAUGGACGCUGCAUGUUGGUUGACCUUGGGUUUGAUGGAUUUAAAUGGAAACUGGAUCUCUGAUGAUUUGCUUUUGAAAAAUCUAGCACGAAAUGCUUUCAUUGACAUAUUUACCACGAAACAUUACCUUAGUAAUCGCAUGCCUUCCUUUAAUUCUCAAAUUCAUGUGUUGCAUGAGGAAAGUGCAGAUUUAAUAAAACCUUUUUCGAUUGAGGAAGUUGGUGUAAUAGUUAAGUCCAUGGCCCCUCUUAAGAGUCCGGGUCCGGAUGGUAUCCAACCCAUCUUUUACCAGCAAUUCUGGAGCACUCUCAAUGACCACCUUGUUUCCUUUUUAAAUAAAUGUUUUGAUGAGGGUAGUGUACCAAACUCCAUUAACAAGUCUUACCUUUGUCUUAUACCAAAGAAAGAGGUCCCUUCUGUUAUUAAUGAUUUCCGUCCAAUAGGUCUUUGCAAUACUAUUCUCAAGCUCCUUACUAAGUCUAUUGCUGCUAGAAUGCGUAGUAUCAUGCCUAAGUUAAUAAAUCCUUUGCAAACUAGCUUCAUUUUAGAUAGAACCAUUGAUGAGAAUAUCAUUAUUAUUAAGGAAGUGGCGCACCUUUUCAAAAGGGCUAAAAAGGGUGCUAAUAUCAUGGCGCUCAAAAUUGACCUCACCAAAGCCUUUGACAGCCUGGAAUGGGCCUUCAUUAGAGACACGUUGCUUGGUUUUAAGUUUCCUAUCAAGCUUGUUAGCAUCAUCAUGAACAUCAUUACUUCCCCUACCAUUUCUGUUUUGUGGAAUGGUGAAAUAACUUCUGAUUUCAUUCCUUCAAGGGGAAUUCGUCAGGGAGAUCCUCUCUCCCCUUACAUCUUCGUUCUUUGUAUGGAACGUCUUAGUCAAUUAAUACAAGAAAAGUUAAAUCUCAACUUAUGGAAACCUCUGAUGAUUGCAAAAGAUAUUGGCCUUUCUCACCUUUUCUAUGCAGAUGAUGUUUUCCUUUUUGGGAAAGCGUCAUGGGCUAACAUGGAUGUAAUGCUAGAAGUUCUUAGGGAUUUUGGGAAACUUUCAGGUCUAUUCCUUAACAACUUGAAAUCUACCAUCAUUGUCCCAAGGAAAAUGGACCAUAAUGUCAGACUUUCCAUUUCAAGUCACUGUAACCUGCGUGUUUCUUCAGACUUUGGGAGCUAUCUGGGUAUUAAAAUUUCACCUAAUAAGCUCAAAAAAACUGAUUAUCAAGGACUUUUAGAUAAGACAAAAGAUAGAAUCCGAGGGUGGCAGGCAAAACUUUUAAAUAUGGCAGGAAGAUGUACUCUUAUCAAAUCGGUCCUUAAUACGUAUCCUCUUUAUGCCAUGCAAACAAAUAUUAUCCCUAUGGGUGUGCUUGAUGAGUUGCAAAAAAACACUAAACGUUUCUUGUGGAACAAGGUAGGCCAACGACACUAUAUUUCUAGAACCUCGUGGAGUCAAGUUUGUUAUCCCAUGAUGGCGGGGGGUCUUGGAAUCAGGGACUUAAAGAGAUGGAAUAUUUGCUUCAUGGCCAAACUAGGAUGGAAAUUCCUCACGCAACCUAAUAAACUUUGGGUUCAAGUUUUGAAAGCUAAAUAUUGUAAAAACUCAAAUCUGCUUGAUGCUAUGCCUAAUCAAUCUCAGUCUACUAUUUGGAGGGACAUUUUGAAAGGGAGAGAUCUUUUAAAUAAGGGCCUAGUUUAUAAUGUUGGGAAUGGGGAAGACAUUUCUUUAUGGUAUCACCAUUGGGUUGGGAAUGAACCCCUUUAUAAGCAUCCUGACAUUAAUAUACCUGAUUCUAAGGCUCAUUGGAGAGUUGCUCGAAUUAUACGUAAUGGGGCUUGGCACUUGGACUCCAUUAUUUCCUUGCUCCCUCAUGACAUUGCUCUUUCCAUAAAAGCUAUUCCCCUCCCCAAACUUGCCGAGAUUAAAGAUGGACUAAGAUGGAUCUUCUCUAAGGAUGGUCACUUUGAUAUUAAAUCUGCUUAUCAUUGUUGGCUUGAGAUCUUUGUUAUUGCUAUAUGGCAUAUUUGGAAGAACAGGAACAAAGCGGUUUUUGAUGGAGCAAUGAUAAGAUCUUCUACCCAAUAUAACCAGUUUCUUAUUGACCAUUUGCAUAACAAUGAUGCCUUCCUUAAACAGAACAUUACAAAGCCAAGGGUAAGUCAAGCUAUCGUUUGGAGGCCUCCAGUUCAUGGUUACUUGAAGCUAAACACGGAUGGUGCUUGGAAGACAAACAACAAGGCAAGUGGGGGUGGCGUGAUAAGAAGAACAGAUGGGUCCUGGUUCAUGGGAUUCUCAAUCAAGUUUGAUGCUAUUAAUCCUGCAGCAGCCGAGUUAGCAACGAUUAGAGAAGGCUUGACUAUGGCUAAGGACCACAACAUCAGUAGGUUAGAGGUGGAAACUGACGCUCAAGCGUUGAAGAUUAUGAUGGAUAGAGCAGAGAAGGUCCCUCACCACCAGCUCAGCGCGAUUAUUUGUGACAUAGUUAAGCUGAUAAAAACUAACUGGGUUGUUGUGUUUCUUCAUGCAAAGAGGGAUGCUAACAUGGUAGCCCACAAAUUGGCCAGGUUUGGGAUGGAAAUGGAGAUGGAUAAAGUCACUCACACUGCUCCACCGCAAUGUGUUUUACAGGAGUAUAUGCAGGAGUUGGCUUAUGCAGAACUCCUUGAUGAGGAAAAUAUAAAUGUUCCAGCAUGGUUUACUUUCAAUUCGAAGGAUGGUGAGAAUGUGGUGAGUGGUGAUUCCUUGCUUAUAACAAUACCAUGGUUGUUUUUAUUAAUUCUAGAAGUGGUGGAAGACAUGGCCCUCAACUCAAAUUAA